This is a messenger RNA of Capronia coronata CBS 617.96, 1524 nucleotides long. RefSeq names its product adenosylmethionine decarboxylase. Bases 1 to 1524 code for a protein of 507 amino acids. The record is from RefSeq and is a predicted model, not a curated record. Gene Ontology annotation, cellular component: cytosol. Gene Ontology annotation, biological process: spermine biosynthetic process; spermidine biosynthetic process. The transcript has 2 exons. Gene Ontology annotation, molecular function: adenosylmethionine decarboxylase activity. Lineage: Eukaryota; Fungi; Ascomycota; Eurotiomycetes; Chaetothyriales; Herpotrichiellaceae.
AUGGUACACAUUGGGAUCCCCACGGACUAUACUGCUUCGCCAGCGAGCUUUAGUCACACUCCAUCGUUGACCAUCAAUCAUGAAGUUGCGCUAGAUCUUGAUUCUAGCAAUGCAUUCGAAGGGCCCGAAAAGCUUCUGGAAGUAUGGUUUAGCCCAUCGCCACAAGCCCUCCAUGACUGCUCGGAACCCACCGGCCUAAAGGCUGUGCCUGCCGAUGUGUGGAAGUCGAUGCUGGAUUUGGUCAAUUGCAAAGUGCUGUCUAUCGUCGAGUCCGACGAUGUCGAUGCUUAUCUUCUCUCCGAAUCCAGCAUGUUCGUCUUCCCACAUAAGCUCAUCUUGAAAACAUGCGGCACAACGACCUUGCUUUGUGGGCUUCCCCGGAUUUUGGAGAUCGCCACUCUCUUCGGCGGCUUUCCCCGAUCUACAGCACCCGAGUCUAACGGUAUCGCCGUUGCAGCUGCACCCUAUCGGGUCUUCUAUAGUCGGAAGAACUACUUGUUCCCGGAUCGCCAACGAGGGCCUCAUCGCAGCUGGCGUGACGAAGUCCACACCCUCGACAAACUCUUUAUCGGAGGAAGUGCCUAUAUGAUUGGCAAGAUGAACGGCGAGCACUGGUAUCUCUACUUGACCGAACCAUACACAAUGUUGACACCGCCCGCAAGUCCCCAAAGCAUGGAUAGUCCAGGACCUGGGACCGAAACGAAAAUCCUGAACUUGCCGACUUCUGGCGUGGUCGACCGUGGCUCCAAAGUGUGCGAAGGUGAUGAUGAAACUCUUGAAAUUCUCAUGACUGAUCUGGACGAGGAGAAUGCCAAGCAAUUCUACCUCGACCAUGCGAGUGCGGUCGCAGAAGAUCAGUGGAGAGGGUCGCAGGAAGGACAAGAGGAUCAUGUGGAUGUUUUCGAUAAUGGCUCUUCUGACGGGAGCGACAUCGCCAUGAAGGCCGAAUCUUAUCCAACCGAACUCACAACCGAAGGUCAUGCUCUUGGUACCAUUGUUUCGGAGGCUUGUGGCCUAUCUGAGGUCUAUCCAUCAAGCCAGUAUCCAGACUCUCGUAUCGAUGCAUAUCUCUUCACGCCUUGUGGGUUUUCAGCCAAUGGGGUCAUCCCUGCCCCUCGGGGGGGAAAGGAAACCCACUAUUUCACCGUUCACGUCACGCCCGAACCGAUCUGCUCUUACGCCUCUUUCGAGACCAACGUUCCUGCGGCACAGGACGGCCGUGAAACCGCCGACAUCAUCCAGCAUGUUGUGGAUAUCUUCAAGCCGGGCCGGUUUAGUGUCACACUCUUUGAAGCCAAGAGCAACUACGAAGAACGAGCUUAUGCAGACGACGAUGAGCUGGCUCAAAUCAGGAUGCUGGAGAGACAGGCUGCUCGUCGUAACGCCAGAAUGGACGCCAUCAAAGGGUAUCGUCGCGUUGAUCGCAUCGUCCACGAUCUUGACGGAUACGAUCUGGUUUUCCGCCACUACGAACGCCUGGAUUGGAAGGGUGGCGCACCUCGCCUUGGAGAGAGAGGCUUUUGA